Messenger RNA from Cordyceps fumosorosea ARSEF 2679, 2091 nucleotides. Its product is annotated as Armadillo-type fold domain containing protein. Gene Ontology annotation, biological process: positive regulation of GTPase activity. Bases 1 to 2091 code for a protein of 696 amino acids. The record is from RefSeq and is a predicted model, not a curated record. The transcript has 3 exons. Gene Ontology annotation, molecular function: guanyl-nucleotide exchange factor activity. Lineage: Eukaryota; Fungi; Ascomycota; Sordariomycetes; Hypocreales; Cordycipitaceae. Gene Ontology annotation, cellular component: cytosol.
AUGACACCGCAAGAUAUCGAAGACUUGCUGAAGCGUGAGGGCCAUGGAGAAUUUUCCGAAGAGUACGAUAUGGCUCUCGAGACGGUGUCUAAUGUCCAGCGGCGAACUGAGCUGCUGGCGGAUGUGCUGAAAACCUGCAAGGAGCUGCGAGCCGAGGACCGGACUCAGCUCGAGAUAGCGGCUGAGAAGCUGGGCGACGGAAGUCGAGAUGAGGCCUGGCGUGUGCCAUACGGUAACUCGGGCAUCCUGGACUUCUUUCUUGAAGAGUUAGCCAAGGAAGACAUCACCCACAAGCUCAAGAUUCACUCCCUGCGAGUUGUCGGGAAUUCGUGUGCUGAGAUGAACAAGAACCGGGCCCUUAUGCUGCAAGGAAGACAUAUGGAGAUGGUAAUCCGCCAGCUCAGUGACGAGAGCGUCGUGCAUGUCGCCAUUCCGGUACUAUACAAUAUCAUGGUCGACUACGAACCCGCCCAGGCUCGCGCCGCGGAGCUUAAGAUCAGCGCAUCCAUGAUCAAUCUCCUCUCCUCGCCCAACCUGCCACUGUUCAUGGAAAUGAUACCGUACAUUGGCCGAAUCCUUGCGCUUCUUGUCAGUAAUGAAGCUGAGACUGAUGCUGCUGCCGACACGACUGUCGGAGUACUCCUCUCCGUCGCCCUCAACAGCCCCUGUAAAGACGACGUGGAGGAGUUUGCCGCGCUCUUAUCCGUCAUUGUCGCCUACCUAGCAGCCGACAAAUUCCAGAAGCUCGCUAUCAGCCGCCAUCAGAUCGAUCUCUUCCUAGAAGCGUUCCACCACGCCAACACGGGCUUCGACGUGUCCAGCAUCACUGACCCGGAAAUGGCCACCGUUCUAAAGAAGCUCUACCUCUCCAUGCUCAACAUGGUGGCCGAGCUCACUGCACAGGACGACUUCCCUAUGGUAUAUCCAUCGACUUCAACGGCUGCGCUCACAGUCCUCGCAUGGCUCCGCACCGGCAACUCACAGCUUCAGGCAGCCGCGUGCCUGGCGCUCGGCAACAUGUCCCGCUCGGACGAGGCGGCGAGGGCGCUCGUUGAGGAUCUUGCUCUCCAAGAACCGCUUAUUGCUAUCCUUGCCGAUCCGUCCAUAUCAGAAUCCCAGCUGCUACACGCGGUGCUCUGUCUCCUGAAGAACAUCGCCAUCCCCGCGCAGAACAAGCUUGCUCUACGUCGUCUGCUCGACCCGGCUUGUGUGCCGCGCAUCUACAGCCUAGACGCCGUACCGCAAGUCCAGUACGCCGCAGCCUCGCUGACACGGCUUCUGUUAUCCAACUGCGCGGACAAUGUGUCGCAUUUUUGCAGCUACCACAGCCAAAGCGCCGUUACUACUACCAGCGGUGGCUCCGACACAGAGCAAAAGAAAGAUAGCGUAAGUGACUUGCUUUCGCUCUUUGGCCGCACAGACACGGAACCCAUCAAACUUGAAGCCGCCCGGGCCGUCUCCGUCAUCUGUCGUGUCCUUCACUCCAACGCCGCGGCGGAGCUGCUUCCCGGCGACGGGACGGCAUCUGACAGUAAGAGUCGGGCCGAAUUUUAUGCUCAUCAUGACGUCGGCACGCCCCUGUCAUUUCUCAUCACUCAGAAGAAGUGGCAGGUCCUGCGCUCCGAGGCGUGGUUCGUGUUGGCUCUCAUGUCACGCUCCAGCGAUGGCUCCAGCGUUAUUGCCGCGAUACUGCAGCAGGAGAUGGUCGCCUCACAGCUAACCGAAACAAUCACCGGCCGGAAAACGGACGCUCAGUUCACGGAAGUCGUGAAUGAGGACAACGAAGAAGCCACAGACGCGUUGUCAGUCGCCGAGGGGCUGAACUUGAAGCCGCAGCGGGUUGACCUAAAGGAAAAGGAACGCGUCGCAGCCGUGGAGCGUGAGAAUGCCCUCGUUAUGUGCACUGAGCUGUUGAGGAACUGGAGGGACGACUUUGAGCCACUCAGCCGUCGGUUCCUGGAGAGUCUUCUCAAGGAGGGCGCUGAGCUUGUAGUGGCACAUAGAAGCGAGGAAUCGAUUCCAACGAGUCUGGUCAAGAGCGGCUCUGAGCUGGUAAUUCCCGUCAGAAGCAAAGAACCGGAUACAGCAUAA